Messenger RNA from Saccostrea cuccullata (small rock oyster), 659 nucleotides. RefSeq lists its product as uncharacterized. The annotation marks the transcript as partial. The transcript has 3 exons. Lineage: Eukaryota; Metazoa; Mollusca; Bivalvia; Ostreida; Ostreidae. The record is from RefSeq and is a predicted model, not a curated record.
CGUAUCGCCAGCUGUCAAUCACAGCAAAUUUUCAACCAAUGAAAUAAUUUCGUUUAUUCUGCGCGUUCAGUGAAAACUUGCGCCGCCAUAUGUUCCGACAAACACUGGGCGAGUUAGACUGACUCUGGACUAGUAAACAAAUAGGUAUAAAUCAAUUAUGGUUAAAAGAUGUAGCUGGGGGACUUGUAAUACUGAUGACAGGUAUCCCGAGAGGCUGGAAGGGGGAGUCAAAUUCAUUCCAUUUCCGAAACCAGCAACAAAUCUGGAAAAAUGCAGAAGGUGGAUUCGACUUUGCGAAAGGCCUUCAUAUCAACUUAAUGAGGAUAUUUUAAGAGAUCGAAAUAAAUCCAAGCACUUUUAUGUGUGCACAAAGCAUUUUAUUGACGGGGGACAGUCAGAGAAAUACCCCGACCCACUGCCAGCUCUACAACAUGACCGAGUCACCCCAAGCAGACCAGCGCCAAAGAGACGCCAAUCAUUUGAUUGUCUUAAUGACAACUCAAAGUCAAAGAGGGUUUUGAAGGAGAUCAGGGUGAAUGAAAAUGGAGAGCAAGAAGUUCAACACAUAGAGGAUGCGACUGUGCCUCAUCUAGAAAUAAGCACCACUAUUGCCAUCUUGGAAAACUGUCAACCUCAAAAAGAACCAAUAAACCCUACUG